AUGUCAGCGGACGAUCAGAAUCAUGCGAUCCUCAACCUCACCGACCAGGAAAAGCGUGCUUUCUCCUUCCUCUUCGCACAAGCCGACAGCGAUUCGCUAGGGGUGGUCACGGGAGAGCGCGCAGUGGCAUUCUUCGAACGUACCAAAGUCAGUCCGGAUGUGCUCGGAGCGAUAUGGCAGAUCGCGGACACGGAGAACCGUGGCUUGCUCACCAAGCCUGGCUUUUGCAUGGUGCUGAGGUUGAUCGGACAUUACCAGGCAGGAAAGGAGCCGAGUACAGAAAUGGCAUUUAAGUCAGGCCCGAUACCGAAGUUCGAAGGGUUACAAAUACCAGGCGUCGGCCCUGCUGCAGGACCGGCUAGUCCAACAUCUGGCGGGUUUCCUGCCAAUGCUCUGCAACCGCAGCUGUCCGGCCAAGGACCAACCAGAGUGCCAUUGCUCGAUGCCCAGAAGGUGCAGCAAUACUCCAGCUUAUUCGAUCGCGCAGGAGCACAAAACGGAGUGCUUGAUGGCGGUGCGGCAAAGACGAUCUUCGAGCGAGCUGGCUUGCCAAACGAGGCUCUUGGCAAGAUCUGGAAUCUAUCAGAUCGGCAGCAGAGAGGUGCUCUGGACCAGACGGAGUUCAUCGUCGCGAUGCAUUUGCUUACGAGCAUGAAGACUAGGGCUAUGACGGCUCUGCCAAACACGCUUCCGGCUGGCCUCUACGAUGCGGCAGCGAGACGAGGCCCUGCACCACCAGCCAACCGUGGUAGCUUUGCGUCUGGAGGAGUGCCUAGACAGUUCACGGGUGGUCCUGCUGGUGUGCCCCCGAGGACCCAAAGUCCGCUCGCUCGAUCUCCUGUAGCUUUUAGCACUCCGCCAACAGUAUCCGCGCAAGCUACUGGCGCCCCAUGGCUCGUCGCGGGACAAGAAAAGGCCAAGUACGAUCAAUUCUUCAAUAAUAUAGACAAAGCUGGACGCGGCAUACUCACUGGCGAGCAAGCUGUUUCAUUCUUCUCCGACAGUCGACUACCUGAAGAUACGCUCGCUACAAUAUGGGAUCUUGCCGACAUCAACAGCGAAGGGCAGCUGAACAAGGAUGAGUUCGCGGUAGCGAUGUACUUGAUCAAGCAGCAGCGUGCGCCCAACCCGCCUCCUUUGCCAGCAUUUCUACCUCCGGCACUGGUGCCGCCGAGCAUGAGGCAACAAACACAACAAGCGCAAUCUACCGCACCAGCCUUUGACAAUGCGAACAAUACUACCAUGCCGAAGUCUGCUGCAGACGAUCUGUUCGGCCUUGACGAGCCAUCACCUCCUCAGCAGACGCAGCCACUGCAGGCUGCAGCAUUUCAAGCUCAACCAGCAUUACAGUCACAAGGUACUGGAGCCUCAACUUCACGCGAUCCUUUCGGAGGAAGUGUGCCAAGCAGUCCAAGCAGUCCGCAGCAACACUUCCAGCCUCAACCUCCACAAGCCAACUCUAUGUUCAAGCCUUUCACACCAACUUCUGCAUUUGGCGCAAGCCUGACGCAGCAGCAUACGGGAGGCUCUGUCUCAUCUAGCCAGCGAGGUUUUCAACCACAGCAGCCCGCGCAACCAUCCCAGCUCCACACUACGACCGCUGCAGAGGACGAUCUACUGGGUGACAAUGAUACUCAUGCUGAGGAGUCCAGCAAGAUCAGCAACGACACGACAGAGCUGGCGAACAUGAGCAGUCAGAUCGGCAACCUAAGAUCGCAGAUGGAGACUACACAGACCAAGAAGACAACUACCCAAGCCGACCUGACUGCGACACAAAACCAAAAACGGGAUCUCGAGCUUCGGCUGCAGCAGUUCCGAGCUCAAUACGAGACUGAAGUCCGCACUGUAAAGGAGCUUGAGACUCAGCUUAUGGCUAGCCGAGAUAGCACGAAGAAGCUCGGACAAGAGAUCGCCAUGCUGGAAGGUACGUACCAGGACCUGCAGACACAACAUAACACGGUGUCGCAACAGCUCCAGGCCGAUCAGAGCGAAAAUGCGAGUCUGAAGCAGCGCAUCGGUGAGCUCAACGCCGAGGUGGCACGGCUGAAGCCGGAAAUCGAGAAGAUGAAGCUGGACGCGAGGCAGCAGAAGGGAUUGGUGAGCAUUAACAAGAAGCAAAUGACCACCAAUGAAGGUGAGCGCGAUCGACUGCAGAGUGAGAGAGGAGAUCUGGAACGAGAAGCUGCUGAGCAAAAGGAGGCAGCAAGGAAUGCACCGCAGGAACCCGAGACACAUCAUGGUCAGGAUGCAGCAUUCGGUGCUGCUGGGGUGGGCGCUGCAGGCGCUGCAGCAUUCGGUGCUUACGAGACUGUCAAGGAUCGUCUACCUGGUGGCGAGAACGUCAAGAGUCCUUCUGCUUCCAGCACGUUGAGCUCGACGAACCCGUUCUUCCGCAAGGCAAGUGAAGGACUGGUGAGCCCACCUGCUGUGGCCUCCCCAAGUGGAGGCGGACCAACGCCCAGUGCUUUCGACGCGCUCUUCGGGCCAUCCGCAGCUUUCUCGCCUAGCGGUCAAGCAGCAAGCAGGACUGGGACACCACCUGCCACCAGCUUCGUUGGUCGCAGUAUACCCGCUUCGAACUUGGUCAGCGAGCCCGCAGCCGCGAACAUGACUGGCAGUGUGCAGUCAGUCUCAUCUCGUGGCGAGCCUACACCUUCUGCAACUCCACCAUUGAGUGAGCAGGCGAAGGACAGCCCGAUCGCUGGCUUGGACAGCAUCCCCCCUCCACCGCCAGAGAACAGGCAAUUCACUCCUUCACAAUUGCCCGUCGUAGGUCUGCCUGAUCGGCCAAAGGCUGCAAGCGAAGCAAGUUCGACCCGCGUCAUGCCACCAGCUAGCCGAGCGGGUGGUUUCGAGACACCCAGAGAGCUCGAGCCGGCGGAGCCGCAAUUCAAUGCGACCGAGAGUGCAAUGCAGCAGGCCGAACAUUUACCAGGGGCAUUCCCAGAUGAAAGUGAAGUUGCUGAAGAAGCUCAUAACGCGCCAAGAGAACAAGUCAUGCCAGCAACUGCGCAGCAGGGUCCUAGCCAGCACGACUUUGACGACGCCUUUGCGGGAUUUGGUGGAGGUGAGAAGAGCCGUGAAGGACCCGGUCAGCAUCAUGAUCCUUUUGCGCCGAGUGAACAUGCCGUAGGUGGAACCUCCGUGGCAGGCCCUCCAGCCGGGCGCCCAAGCGAAUUCCCACCCAUCCAGAAUUUCGAGCCCGAGGAUGAAGAGAGCAGUGAUGAUGAAGACGGCCCACAAGCUGCGCACAGAGGUUUCAACGAGAGCUUCUCUGGUGCUGCACUAUCGUCGCCACCUCCCGGACAUGGAGCCGCCGAGCUAUCACCGACAGUGACUCGUGAGCCUGGUGUGCUGGAUCCUCCCGCCACUACUGUGACUGAUGUUUCUGAGCCAAGGCCUGUGAUCCAGUCUUUAAAGUCUGCUGCUAGUGUCCUACCAACACCAGGAGCACAGGCUUCUCCGCCGACCUAUGAGCAGAGUGAUGAGCCUGCUCAUGGCGGUCCAGGUGAGAGAGCUGGGUCUGGCUCGUUUCCUCGAGAAUUCGGUGGACUUCUGCCUUCCAGAGAGGACCCAACUAGUCCACCUCCGGCCUCCGACCAGAUCAUGCCUGCCGUCGCACACGAAAAGGAGAACUCACGACCUGCUUAUGCAGACUACGCAGCGCCAGAGCGGUCUGCUACAGGUUCCAGCAGUCUUUACCCUAGCACCAUCCCACAGACACCAUCGAGCACCGAUGUCUUUGUCGAUGCGAGUAGUCGUCCCAUGAGCAGUGUCACUGAUGCCGGACUCGCCACAACUCAUCAGGCACCACGAAAUGCAUUCGAUGAUUUCGAUGACUUCGAUGAUCUCGCCGAGGCUAAAGAAGACAAACCCGGCUCUGACUUUGACUUCGGUGGCUUCGGUGGCAACACAAGAGGUAGUGUGGAUGAGUUCAACCCUGCUUUCGACUCGCCGGCCGCAAGCAUGACGAACACUAUGACUUCAUCCCAGCAGACACCACGAGCUGAUGGGUACUCUGGCUUCCAGAGCACUAGUGGCAGUGGUGCUGGGCCGUUCGAUGGUGUGGCGCACAGCUCUACAAAUGGUCUUGGUCAGACAAGCAGUAUCCAGAACACUCCGCAGAACGUGCAGCAUGACUGGGACGCUAUCUUCUCUGGACUGGACGACAACAAGAACAUCGACACGUCGUUACCUGGUGCUUCGACCAGCGUGGCUCCAGCAGAAGACCCAUGGAGUACAGGUCCUUCUACUAACGGUACAGGUGCGGCUUCUGUCGUAACGUCUACGCCAGCACCCACCUCGCUACCCACCCUAAGUGCGAAACCUAAGGACAAAGCUGCAGAAAUUGGUCGUGCGCUUACGCCCGGUACCGAGCAUGACGAUCCUUUCCUGAAGCAACUGACUGGCAUGGGAUACCCGCGGACGCAAGCGCUGAAUGCGCUGGAGAUGUAUGACUACGAUAUCAACAAGGCGGUCGAACAUCUGUCAGCGAGCUAG
Messenger RNA from Recurvomyces mirabilis, 4500 nucleotides. RefSeq lists its product as uncharacterized. Gene Ontology annotation, molecular function: calcium ion binding; protein binding. Gene Ontology annotation, biological process: endosomal transport; endocytosis. Lineage: Eukaryota; Fungi; Ascomycota; Dothideomycetes; Mycosphaerellales; Teratosphaeriaceae. Gene Ontology annotation, cellular component: plasma membrane; cytoplasm. Bases 1 to 4500 code for a protein of 1499 amino acids. The record is from RefSeq and is a predicted model, not a curated record. The transcript has 3 exons.